UUUUAUUUCUGAUUGGUGCACCUAAUGGGAGGAGGAUGGUGGUCAUGGUUUGGCACCUGAGGAGGGGGUUUGACAUGGUUGUUUGCUUCAGCAGCAGAACAUCUUGAUUCUCCCUUAUCAGACAGGUACUGUACAGUCUUAGUACCACAAUGUUCUCCCAUUCUGCUGGGAUUAGAAUGGAGGGGAGCCACGUAGUCUCCACUUCUUUCUGUUUCUCUGAGCAGAUGUUUAUUGUUGUACUGGGGAGCACGUUGACUUCCGUCCAUCCAGGUAGUUGCAGCUGCUUUUUACCUUAAAAUUCUGAAUUCACGCUAGGUUUAACUCUAUCCAUCAGCCCACACUCUGCAUCCCCUGUAUGUUGUCCAGAAAACUCUUUAAACCAAUCUGGGGUCACUGAGUUCCUCCAGACUCUCCAAGUCUGUCCAGAGCUUGAGCUGUGUCAAGGUGACUUUCUUCCAUUUUGGAAAAUUUUAUAGAGCUCUCUCCCCAUAUAUUUUUAAGGCAUGAUCUAGUAGCAUUAACAGCUUGAUUCAAUCAUUAACAAGAAAUUGCAAAAGGACAAGCAAACUGAUGCAGAAAACAGCUGACGAAACAAACAGUUUGGCAGAUGGUGGGAAAGGAACAGCUGUGGCAUCGUAUUUUAAGCGAGAGCCUGAGACAAAGGAAACCUGAGUCCUGGGGCAGGAGAGCAGCUCCUGGGAGUCAUUGCUGUUAAUUUAUUUGACUUGGUGCUGGACCCCACUGCACCUGAGGUACUGAUAUAUUCCACAUUCCUUCCAGCAGCAAAUGAAAAAUAUGUAUCUCUUCCUCCUUUCCAUUUCAUCUUUGCUUUUGAAAGUUAGUGGCACCAAAGAUGUUGUAUUCGGUCAUAAUAAUUUCACAGAAUAUCAAGUGGGCAACAUGAACCUGAUUCUCUCUGUCCCACAUGGUGGGUCAAUGGAACCUAAAGACAUCCCUGAUCGAGAGGCUGCCUGUUGGGAUGCAAAGUUAUCCUCCUGUAUUUUCUCUCAUGACUGUCCUCCUGGAAGUAUUCAAAAUUAUAAGAAAUGCAAAGUGUCUACCAACCAAGACAGGUAUACUAUAGAGGUGGCUCAGACUCUUGCUGAAGAAAUCAACAAUAUUACUGAUGGCUUCUUCCCACAUAUCAUUAUAAACCACCUACAGAGGUUCAAGAUGGAUGCUAACAGGGAAAAGGAAGAAGCCUCCUUUGGAAUUCCCCAAGCAGAACAGGCCUGGGAGGACUAUAUGGGAUUUUUGACCACUGCAAAAUCACAGAUGUCAGGGGGCCUGAUUCUGGAUAUCCAUGGACAAGCACAUCCUGAAAGGUGGAUAGAACUAGGUUACACACUUUCUAAAUCUUCCCUUAACUCAGGUGUUUUUUCUGCAUCAUGUUCCUCAAUUAGCCAUCUGUCCAAUCAGCUAGUCAACGUGUCUUCUGAGACCUUGGUUUCAGGGAACAGAAGUUUGGGUAAAUAUAUUGAAGAACAAAAUAACAGUUAUGUUUGUGUGCCUUCUCCAUCCAAUCCUAGCCCAAAUAAUGGGAGCUAUUAUAGUGGUGGAUACAUAACAAAGACGUUUGGUUCCCGUAGUUCUGGCACCGUUGAUGCCAUUCAGCUUGAACUACCCCAGUGGGUGAGGGCAGCUGAAGAGCGUCCCAGAUUUUGUAAAGCACUGGCAAGGGCUGUAAUGAAAUUCUGGCAAACUAACUACUGUAGCCAGUACAAGCAUGAAUUUCUGCCAUGCUGAAAGAGGUUGUGUUGUUAAGGUACCUUUCCUUAAUUCAGUAAUGAUCUGAAUUAACAGAACAACUCAUUCACCUGGAACAUUUAAGCCUGCAAUAUAAUUGUGGAUGCCGGUGGAAAGAAACUAACCUGCAAAGGAAUACAGAGACAUUGACAUAGAGAAAAUCCACAGCUAAUACCAACAAGUCCAUUAACACACAGCUUUGUACUAGAUCCAGCAUUGAAAAGACUGCUAUAAGUGGGUUUAUUUGGAAGUAUUUCUGUGUUUAAUUUCUUUCCAGUGUCAUCCUCUAUUCUCUCGCACAUAAUAAACAACUAAUCCUCUAA
Molecule: messenger RNA, 2069 nt
Organism: Neopelma chrysocephalum (saffron-crested tyrant-manakin)
Lineage: Eukaryota; Metazoa; Chordata; Aves; Passeriformes; Pipridae
Exons: 2
Coding region: 787-1746 (319 amino acids)
Source: RefSeq, a predicted model, not a curated record